ACUAUAUAUUUCUUCGCUUUCUAGGGUUUUCAACCCCAUUAGCUCAGCUGCUACACUCGUCGGAGGCUUUUCCUUUCUCCCCAACCGGCAAAAGCAGCCAUGAUUAUUUCAGAGAAGAACAGGAGAGAGAUCUGCAAGUACCUCUUCCAAGAGGGAGUGUGCUAUGCGAAGAAAGAUUACAACUUGGCGAAGCAUCCCUUGAUCGAUGUGCCGAAUCUUCAGGUGAUUAAGCUUAUGCAGAGCUUCAAGUCGAAGGAGUACGUGAGGGAGACUUUUGCUUGGAUGCACUAUUACUGGUACCUUACCAACGAUGGGAUUGAGUUCCUGAGGACUUACCUCAAUCUCCCCUCUGAAAUUGUGCCUGCUACUCUCAAGAAAUCUGCCAAGCCACUCGGCAGGCCCAUGGGUGGCCCUCCUGGCGAUCGCCCACGUGGACCUCCGAGAUUUGGCGAUGGAGAGAGAAGGUUUGGUGACAGGGAUGGAUAUCGUGGUGGCCCUAGAGGUCCUCCUGGUGAGUUUGGAGGAGAGAAGGGUGGAGCUCCAGCUGAUUACCAGCCUGCUUUCAGGGGGUCUGGUGGAAGGCCUGGAUUUGGACGUGGUGCCGGAGGAUUUGGAGGUGGUGCUCCCCCAAGCUCUAGCUUCUCCUAGAUAAUAUGCUCAUUUCAUUAGGUCCAUAGCCAUUACAGCUUAGAACAUUAUCAGGCAAUGUGAGCUAUUGUUUGAGCGUUUAUUCCUGUGUUCAAGUACACUAUUUGAAUGUGAUGUUUUCACAAUUUUGUAUGCUUGUCAAAACUACACAUUUUGGAUAUCAUCCUCUACUUUAUUCUGUUUUGCUACCAUGUUUACAAGGAUUUGAACUUGGUUUUCUUCCCUUAA
This is a messenger RNA of Ipomoea triloba (trilobed morning glory), 876 nucleotides long. Its product is annotated as 40S ribosomal protein S10-1-like. Bases 100 to 648 code for a protein of 182 amino acids. Gene Ontology annotation, cellular component: cytosolic small ribosomal subunit. Gene Ontology annotation, molecular function: structural constituent of ribosome; RNA binding. Lineage: Eukaryota; Viridiplantae; Streptophyta; Magnoliopsida; Solanales; Convolvulaceae. The transcript is spliced from 5 exons. The record is from RefSeq and is a predicted model, not a curated record.